AUGGCGACGAACGGCACCAAAGCGGAUGGACAGGUGACAGAGCUCAACGAGGUGGCAACAAAUAACGACAAGCCCAAGACAUUGGACGUGAAAGGGGGCGAAAAGAAAAAAGAUUUGCCUGCCAGGGAAACAUGGGCGGGAAAAUUUGAUUUCCUCCUGUCGUGUGUGGGUUAUGCAAUUGGACUUGGAAACGUGUGGAGAUUUCCGUAUCUCUGUGGAAAAAAUGGUGGAGGAGCCUUCUUGAUCCCAUAUUUCUUGACUCUCAUAUUUGCUGGGAUGCCAUUGUUUCUGCUGGAAUGCUCACUUGGUCAAUACACCUCCAUUGGAGGGCUGGGUGUGUGGAAACUGGCGCCUAUGUUUAAAGGUGUGGGCCUCGCAGCUGCUGUUUUGUCCUUCUGGCUCAAUAUUUACUACAUUGUAAUUAUUUCCUGGGCCAUUUACUACCUGUACAACUCCUUUACCACUGACCUUCCCUGGAGCUCAUGUAACAACGCAUGGAACACAGAAAAGUGUUACACAAACUACAGCAUUGCAGACACCACCAACCUGACCAGUUCUGUGCUGGAGUUCUGGGAGCGCAACAUGCACGAAAUGACCGAUGGCUUGGAAAAACCAGGCCAGAUUCGAGUGCCACUGGCAAUAACACUGGCCAUUGCUUGGGUCCUUGUGUACUUCUGUAUCUGGAAAGGGGUUAGCUGGACAGGGAAGGUUGUGUACUUCUCUGCCACGUAUCCUUACUUCAUGCUGUUUAUCCUCUUCUGCCGUGGGGUCACUCUCCCAGGAGCUCUUGAUGGAAUUAGGUUCUACGUGACCCCCGAUUUUGAGAAACUGAAAGAAUCCGAGGUCUGGCUGGAUGCAGCAACACAAAUCUUUUUCUCUUAUGGCCUGGGUCUGGGCUCGCUUAUAGCUCUGGGCAGUUACAAUCCUUUCAACAACAAUGUUUACAGAGACUCUAUCAUUGUGUGCUGUAUCAACUCAUGUACCAGCAUGUUCGCUGGCUUUGUCAUCUUCUCCAUUGUUGGUUUCAUGUCACAUGUGACAAAGAGACCCAUUGCUGAUGUAGCAGCGUCAGGUCCUGGCCUGGCCUUCUUAGCCUAUCCGGAGGCAGUCACCCAGCUGCCUGUGUCUCCUCUCUGGGCCAUCCUGUUCUUCUCCAUGCUGCUCAUGCUGGGGAUUGACAGUCAGUUCUGCACGGUGGAAGGCUUCAUUACCGCUCUGGUGGAUGAAUUUCCCAGAGCUCUUAGGGGCAGGAGAGAGCUAUUCAUUGCAGCUGUGUGUGUGGUGUCCUAUGUGAUCGGACUGUCAAACAUCACGCAGGGUGGGAUCUAUGUGUUCAAACUGUUUGACUACUACUCUGCCAGUGGAAUGUGUCUGCUGUUCUUGGUCUUCUUUGAAUGCAUCUCCAUAUCCUGGUGCUACGGUGUGAACAAGUUCUAUGACAACAUCGAGGAGAUGAUUGGCUACAAGCCCUGUCUAUGGUGGAAGCUGUGCUGGGUUGUGUUUACUCCUCUCAUUGUUGGUGGUGUUUUCCUGUUCAGUGCCAUACAAAUGGUUCCUCUCAAAAUGGGAGACUACGUGUUCCCGGGCUGGGGUCAGGGAGUAGGCUGGCUCAUGGCACUGUCCUCCAUGGUCCUCAUCCCCGGAUACAUGAUAUACAUGUUCGUAGGACUGAAGGGGACCUACAAAGAGCGACUUCGGAUAAUGCUCCAGCCGCCUGCAGUGACCAGGAGGCCUCAGGAGAACGGCCCGGAUCAGAUUGUGGAGACCAACACCGCAAACCUGUCCAGUCCCACCAACGCAGCCAGUCCCUCAUCCCAGGCCCCUGCCAACGCAGCCAGCCCCGUCAACCCCGCCCCGGUCCCCAGCCCCAACCCGGUGACCAGCGCCAGCGCGGCCCCUCUCCCCGCCAACCCUCCCACCGUGUCCAGUCCGUCAAAUCCAGCAGCAAGCCCAACCACCGCUGUCAUCACCACAACCACCACUGUAAGCGCCAGUGCGGUCACCAAAAGUAGCCCGACCAGCGCCGCCCCGGCUGUCGGGAGCCCGGUGGACACGGUGACCCCCCCGAGCACAACGACCGCCACCUCCAACCUGACCAAUGCAGAGGCCAACGUGUAG
This is a messenger RNA of Knipowitschia caucasica, 2118 nucleotides long. Lineage: Eukaryota; Metazoa; Chordata; Actinopteri; Gobiiformes; Gobiidae. The record is from the annotation of a GenBank genome assembly.